UGCGGGGGCGGGGGCAAGGAAAGCCGAGCCCUGUGCUCCAGUUUUCGAGCCGAACACUGAUGCCACCGCCGCUAGUGGGUGACUGUCAUGGCAUCUAUUAAUAAAGGGGGAGACGCAGGAAGAAGAAACGAGGGAAUCCGCAUCCGCCAGUCCGCUGCGAGGAUGAUCCCGCGCGCACGUCACGCCGAACAACAAAGCCGCAACUUCCGAUAGACCCAGACGCCCCUCAUCCACGCGUUCAUCCGCCUCCUCCGGGCUGCUUUUGUCUCCUUCACCUUUUACCCCGCUCGGCUGCCGGAGCUCUGCCUCGGCUGGCGCGCGUGUUUGCGGUCAUCCAUCCGCGCAGGCGACCGAGCUUGUUGGUAAACACACGGAUCCCGGCGGCGAGGACUCCCUGGCGCAUUGAUGCACCCGUUCCAGUGGUGUAACGGGUGCUUCUGUGGUUUGGGAUUGGUUUACUCCAACAAGUCGUGCACCAUGCCGCCCAUCACCUUCCAGGACCUGCCCCUCAACAUCUACAUGGUCAUAUUUGGAACAGGCAUCUUUGUCUUCAUCCUGAGCCUCAUCUUCUGCUGUUACUUCAUCAGCAAACUACGACACCAAGCUCAAAGUGAACGCUUUGGAUACAGAGAGGUAAUUUUAAAAGGAGAUCCCAAAAAAUUAAGUCUUCAUGGGCAAACAUGCGCCGUCUGUCUGGAGGACUUUAAAGUGAAAGACGAGCUGGGAGUGUUACCAUGCCAACAUGCUUUUCACAGGAAGUGCCUGGUAAAAUGGUUAGAGGUGCGCUGUGUCUGUCCCAUGUGCAACAAGCCAAUAGCUGGACCUCCAGAGCAGCAUCACAGCAUAGGGACUCUACUAGAUGAACUGGUGUGAUCCUAAGGCCAGCGGUCAGCCUCACCCGCCAGGAGAAGGGAACACCUCUUUGCCGUUAAAAAAAAAGCACCAACAUUGUGAUCACAAUUUGGGGUAACCUAGUUACCACCCGGAGAAAGACUCUUAAGAGAUGCAGUUGCCUAGCAACAACCUCUGUGAACGCAACACAACACCUUCAAAUGUCUGAGAGAUUAUCUUCAGCCGCCCACUCGUUACUCCACAUCUUCAUUCAAGUUCCCCCUCUUUUGCACCCGUUCUUCUCCCUCCGUUGCUGCCGUCUGUGAGGUUAGCGGCACCGCCGGGGGAGGUUCUUUCACUGCGAUGGAUGAAAGGCGUCAGCGAGAGGCACCGUGGGUCUUGCAUGUCACGGUUGGCACAGGCAUGAAAUGAUGCCCAUAUCAGCGGAAACACCAGCAGACACUCUGACAAACCCUUCAGAUGAGGGGAUUUGGGAAACACUACAUACGGACAAAUGUAGCCUCCUUUGCUCCUGUGAGAAGCCCAAGACGGAUUUUCAGACUUUUAAAAGUAAACGUAGAGAGCUAAGCAAAUAACACUGCAGUGAGAGUAUUUACAGGUUUGACCUAAAACCUUUUUAAAAACAACAAAAAAAAAAUGAAAAUAAUGUAGAUUUUUGCCUUUUUGACAUUUUUAUCAUGUCUUAUUUCCAUUGCUAGACCUCUUUCCAUAUGUAGCAAAUGUCGUUAUUAAGUCAAAUCAACUAAUUUCUUCUGACUUUAUGUGAAUUCACGUUUCUUGUUAUCUAUUUUUACGCAGAAAGGCUAUUGUCUUAAUCGAAACAUAACUUUUCUGUUGGCAAAACAUUAUUUCCUAAAUGUUGCACUUUGAAAGGAGAAAAAAAGAGAGAUGUUGUCAAUUUUGAAUGGUAGACCACAGAACAGCAGAUCAUCUGUUUUCAAUUCAGCGAAGUGAAGUAACUGGGAGAUAAAGACGGCCCCCGUGCAACCCUUCGCAGGCCUUGAAGGCUUCGUUUUUGGAAGCAGAGCAGCAUUUUUGUGGCAUUAUUGCAUGUAAUUCCCUUUUUUUUUCAGUCGUGGGGUGGAUUUUUCUUGAAGCAAAACACUGCCUAAAUUGAGCACAAAAACUCACAGAGCACAUUGUCCAGACAGACAGAGCACUGUACAAAGAAAAAUGUUCAUGAGCCACGAAAAAAAGGUCAAUAUUGUCGCGUUUCCUGCACGCGGGAAAGACAAGUGUUACUCGGACUCCGACCACAUUCCACGUUUUGUAAGCCAACAGAUGUACAUAACUUGAAACGGUAAUAAAGUUCUCUGUUUGCUCAGCA
Molecule: messenger RNA, 2179 nt
Organism: Oryzias latipes (Japanese medaka)
Lineage: Eukaryota; Metazoa; Chordata; Actinopteri; Beloniformes; Adrianichthyidae
Gene: rnf122
Product: ring finger protein 122
Biological process (GO): ubiquitin-dependent protein catabolic process
Cellular component (GO): nucleus
Molecular function (GO): ubiquitin protein ligase activity
Source: RefSeq, a predicted model, not a curated record